UCCCUCCAGUUGGUCCAAGUUUCUCGUCUGGAUAGAAUACGCACACAACAACCACCCUUCUGCCGCCACUGGUAUGUCCCCUUUUGAAGCUUCUCUUGGUUAUUCUCCCCCUCUGUUUCCCUCUCAUGAAUUGGAUUUAGCCGUGCCCUCUGUACAACACCACCUGCAACGUGUCCAACGCAUUUGGCGCCAGGCUCGGGCUGCUCUCCAGCGCUCUCGGGACAGUAACUGUCGCAUGGCCAAUCGGCGUAGGAGAGAGGGUCCCACUUACCAACCCGGGCAAAAGGUGUGGCUAUCGUCCAAAAACAUACCUCUGCAGGCGACCUCCCGCAAGCUUGCACCUCGCUACAUCGGACCUUACACCAUUGACCGGGUCAUCAGUCCGACCUGCGUCAGGCUGCGACUCCCAGCGGCUCUGAGGGUACACCCCUCUUUCCACAUCUCCAACAUCAAGCCCCUCCAGGAAAGUCCCCUUUGCCCGCCGUCCGCUUCCCCGCCACCCGCCCGGCUCAUCGACGGCGCCCCUGCCUUUACGGUCAGUCGGGUUCUGGACGUUCGCCGCCGGGGUCGUGGUCACCAGUACCUGGUGGACUGGGAGGGUUACGGUCCGGAGGAGCGUUCUUGGAUCUCCCGCUCCUUGAUUCUGGACCGUUCCCUCCUGGACGAUUUCUUCAGGGCUCACCCUGAUCGCCGUCCUGGACCGCCUGGAGGCGGUCGUUGAGGGGGGGGUACUGUCACGGUGCCUGUCAGCUCACCUCCCCCUCCCUCAGCUCCUGCACCUGCUCUGCUGAUUGGAACCAGCUGACCUUCAUCUCCUCAUCACCCUGCCGGCCUUCUUAAGGGAUCUUCUCAUCAGAAUUCAGCGCCAGUUCGUUAUACUCACUCCGGUUCCCUCACCACUGGUCUUGCUGGUUUCAUCAUCCUGAGCUCUCCACCGCGCCCCUCGCUGGUCCCGCCGUCCUCGGCGUCCACGUCCUGCCUCAAGCUGGUCCCGCCGUCCUCGGUGUCCACGUCCU
Oryzias latipes (Japanese medaka) is the source of this 1016-nucleotide messenger RNA. The record is from RefSeq and is a predicted model, not a curated record. NCBI's taxonomy places the organism in Eukaryota, Metazoa, Chordata, Actinopteri, Beloniformes, Adrianichthyidae.